This is a messenger RNA of Diaporthe citri, 894 nucleotides long. RefSeq lists its product as uncharacterized. Lineage: Eukaryota; Fungi; Ascomycota; Sordariomycetes; Diaporthales; Diaporthaceae. Gene Ontology annotation, biological process: mycotoxin biosynthetic process. The record is from RefSeq and is a predicted model, not a curated record. Bases 1 to 894 code for a protein of 297 amino acids. The transcript has 4 exons.
AUGGAGAGAUUCAAGGCGCUGCUUUCGUCCGGAAAAAACAAGGGAAAGUACAAGGCCGUCUCACGGUCUUCUUGUGACAACGAUGAGCCGCGUGAGGCGUUCGCGGAGGAUGAGAUUGUUUCGUUACGGCGAACCAUCUGGUAUCUCGGCGCGAGCCUCGCCAUUGUCAGCUCGGCGCUCUUCUUGACCCUUGCCUACAUAGCAGCCAACGGUUCUCAUAAUUAUAUAAAAGAUCAUGGGAGUGUGCAACGCAUCGGAAGUGAUCCAAAUGGAUUUGUGCCUCCUGAAAUUGGUGAGCCGCCAAGAUGGACGUUCUUGGCCGAUCCGAGCUCGCCCUACUAUAUCGAAGAGGACACUUUCUACGAUAUCAACAAGACUAUCGCCACAGUCACCAGGAUAAAGUCGAUCCACAACUCGUCAAAUGUGCUUGUGAACGGGAACUACGCAGACUGGGUGCACCCGGACGGCAACGUCACCAAGCUUCCCCCCUACUAUUCCACCGUCUCCAACCGGCAAACGUACAUCAUCCGCGGGUUCCACCAGAUGCACUGCCUUCUGAGCAUUACCGAGGAGUACGGGUUCCGCUACCACAACAUGUCGUCGCAGUGGUCGCCAAAGCACGUAGCGCACUGCCUCAAUGCCAUCCGCGAGGCCAUCAUGUGCCUGGCCGAUGCGACUCCGAUGUCCUACGUGAACGGGUUUGCCGUCGGCCAUGUCACCGACGACCAGCAGUUCAUGUGCAGGGAUUGGACGGCGCUUAGGCGGUGGGCCAACGAGCCCGAGAGGGGGAUCAGGUACAAGAACCUGUCGCCUCCGGGCUCCAAGCUCGACAAGAACACCGAGAUCAUCCCGUUCCCUCAGCUUUCGGAGGAGGAGAAGAGCGGCUUGGCCUAG